CGCAGCUCGCGGCCCCGGAGCGGCCCCGGUGUGGCGGCGGUGGCGGCGGCCCGGGCCCGCCAUGGCCAAGCAGUACGACGUGCUGUUCCGGUUGCUGCUGCUCGGGGACUCGGGCGUGGGCAAGACCUGCCUGCUCUGCCGGUUCACCGACAACCAGUUCCACCCCGCCCACAUCUCCACCAUCGGUGUCGAUUUCAAGAUGAAGACCAUCGAGGUGGAUGGGAUCAAGGUGCGGAUACAGAUCUGGGACACAGCCGGCCAGGAGCGGUACCAGACCAUCACCAAGCAGUACUACCGGCGGGCUCAGGGCAUUUUCCUGGUGUACGACAUCAGCAGUGAGCGCUCCUACCAGCACAUCGUGAAGUGGGCCAGCGACGUGGAUGAGUACGCACCCGAUGGCGUCCAGAAAAUCCUAAUCGGGAACAAGGCGGACGAGGAGCACAAGAGGCAAGUGCCCAAAGAGCAAGGGCUGCAGCUGGCCAGGGAAUACGGGAUGGAUUUCUACGAGACCAGUGCCUGCAGCAACCUCAACAUCAAGGAGUCCUUCACACGGCUGACGGAGCUGGUGCUGCAGGCACACCGCAAGGAGCUGGACGAGCUGCGGGGGCUGCCCCGCGCCCCCACCCUGGCUCAGCUGGAGGAGGACGAGCAGCAGCCCCUGGGGAGCGAGGACACCCCCAAAACAUGCUGGUGUUGAAGGCUGGGACCCCCCGACCCCUCCUCCUCAGGCUGUGUCAGGGGGCAUGGUGGACACCAGGAUGCUGCCAGGCGCUUGGAUGGGCACCACAGGACCAUGGUAGGCACCACAGCAGAUAGGCCCAAGGGUGGAGCUGGUACUGGGACCAGUGGGCCCCAGGACUAGUGGGCACUGGGAUGGGCAGCACAGGAGGCCCCAGAAGUGAUGCCAUGGCAGCACCAGGCAAGGAGGAGUACUGGGACACUUGUCCCCUCCUCCUCUGCCCCACAGAGCCCCAGCUCCCAGAUUCCUGUUAUUCCCUGACUCCCGUUAUUCCCCAACUCUCACUGCCAUUCCCAACCCUCGGGAACAUGCCAUUCUAGGCUGGGAGCA
Messenger RNA from Agelaius phoeniceus (red-winged blackbird), 1069 nucleotides. The record is from RefSeq and is a predicted model, not a curated record. Lineage: Eukaryota; Metazoa; Chordata; Aves; Passeriformes; Icteridae.